ACGUUAAAUUUAUCAUUAAUUAGACAAGAAUGAUCAAUUUGACAUGUUUUAAGAGUUAAGUGACCAAUCUAAAUUCAAGGGACAAAAAGACUAUUUUGCCAAAAAAAAUUCUUUUACAAUGUUAAGAAUAUUAAAACCUUUGGUAUUUGCAAUUGGUAUUUUCAUAUUCUUAAUUUUGGUAUCAUUCCAUGUUAGUUUGUCUUAUUUUUUCAUUUUCUUUGAACUCAUUUUCCUUCUAAAUAUAUGUAGAGGCUCAAUUUCUUUAUAUAUGCACGGAAUGACUUUUCAAAUAAAAAGGAAUGUUCUCAUGAAUACUUUCUUGUGGGGCUCUUUUCUUUGCAUCUUAAUGACAAGUCGGAGUACCGAAACUGAUAUCUUAUGUUUAAAAUCCAUUAAGAAUUCCUUAGAAGACCCAAAUAAUUACUUACAAAGUUGGAACUUCAACAACAAAACCGAAGGUUUCAUAUGUAGGUUCAUUGGAGUUGAAUGUUGGCAUCCUGAUGAGAAUAGAGUACUAAAUCUUAAACUAUCUAACAUGGGGUUGAAGGGUCAGUUUCCACGUGGCAUUGUCAACUGCUCUUCUUUGACAGGCUUAGACCUUUCAAUCAAUGAGCUCUCAGGAACCAUUCCAUAUGAUAUAUCAGUCAUACUUCAUUAUGUGACCACCAUGGAUCUGUCUAAUAACAAAUUCACCGGUGAAAUUCCAAUAGAUUUAGCAAACUGCACUUACCUUAAUGUGAUUAAACUUGAUAACAACAUUUUAAGCGGUGAAAUUCCAAAAGAACUAGGCCAACUUACCAGGCUGAAAGUGAUUUCUGUUGCUAACAAUAAUGGACUUUGUGGAGGGUCUUUGAGACCUUGCUUCUUGACAAGUGACAAGCACGGAUAUUUUCAUCAAUCAUUCAAGGAUGGUCUUAUUGUUGGUUAUGUUUUUGCACUCAUUUGUUUUGUUAUUAUCAAUUGUAUGUUCUACUUCAAAUAUGGACAUUGGGUGCAUCUAUUGAAGAUGAAGAAAAACAAAACAAUAGAAUUGGGCAAAUAUAUUUGCUCCAUCAUCAGUAUGAGGAAACAAAUGGUAGUUAAUCAGAUACAUGAAUUGCUACAAAUGUGGUGGGCACACAGAGAAAUUAAAGAGAUCUCUGUACUAUAUGAAAGAUUGUCCUCGACAAUAUGGAUGGAAGAACUGCAUUAUGCAACAGAUUGUUUCUCUAUGGAUAAUGCCAUCGGGGUAGGAAAGAUGGGAAUGAUGUAUGAAGGAUUUAUGCCUAAUGGUACUUUAUUAGCUAUUAAGAGAUUGUUUGACUAUCGACUAUUUAAAAGGCAAUUCCUUUUAGAAACAACGAUUUUGUGCAAGUACAGGCACAAAAAUAUAAUUCCCUUACUUGGGUUCUGCAUUGAAGGAAAGGAAAGGCUUUUGACAUAUGCAUACAUGUCAAAUGGAAGGCUUUCCAAAUGGCUGAAUCCUUUGGAAAGUGAAGUCAUAAGAUUGAAAUGGCAUGACAGGGUCAACAUUGCACUUGGAAUUGCAAGAGGGUUAUCAUGGCUACAUCAUAUUUGUGAUUUGUGCGUAGUACAUUUGAAUAUUAGUUCCGAAUGUAUAUUGCUAGACGAGAAUUUUGAACCCAAAAUAUCCAAUUUUGGAGAGGCAAAAUUUAUGAAUCCCGACACAGAAGAUCAUCUAGGGAGGAUGUUUAAAGCGAAUGAUGGGAAGAAGGAUGUCUAUGACUUUGGAAGUGUGCUCUUUGAAUUGAUUACAGGGAAGACUUAUAAUGAACUAUCUCAUUCAUACGACACUAGUAAUAUAUGUGGUGACCCUUUGAGUUUUUAUAAUGUAAUUGAUAAAUCUCUAAGCGGUGAAGGACUUGAAAAUGAAGUUUGUACGCUUCUAAAGAUUGCUUGUGAGUGCGUAAAGGCUUUACCAAACCAAAGGCCAACAAUGCUUGAAGUUUACAACAAUAUAAGCAAUUUAAGGAAGGGACGAGAUGGCUCUAGUGAUGAUUCUUACAUGUUAAGGGAGUUAGAACUUGCUUCUUCUAUUACUAAAGAUGAAACUAUUGAGUUUUAAAAAUUAGACCAGGUUUACGCAUACAUGGGUUUUGUUAUGUUGGCAAAUGGGAUGUUACUCUGAGGAUCAUUGUAAUAAAAAGUUGUAUUUCUCUCUAAAUAAUAUUACUUAAUUUUUCAAAA
This is a messenger RNA of Lathyrus oleraceus (garden pea), 2187 nucleotides long. Its product is annotated as probably inactive leucine-rich repeat receptor-like protein kinase At5g48380. Gene Ontology annotation, molecular function: protein kinase activity; ATP binding; protein binding. Lineage: Eukaryota; Viridiplantae; Streptophyta; Magnoliopsida; Fabales; Fabaceae. Gene Ontology annotation, biological process: protein phosphorylation. The record is from RefSeq and is a predicted model, not a curated record. The coding region runs from base 119 to 2065 and encodes 648 amino acids. The transcript has 2 exons.